UGGCUCACAUCUGUUUAGAUGGUCUUUUUUCUUGUUAAAUUUCUGCAAUAAAUGACCCUGGAUCCAUUUCCUGCAGUAUCAGAGUUAAACUUCCCCUCCCUCCAUUCCUCACUCUGUCCCUAUAUUCUAGCUGUUAACACAGCUCAGACAGGAGUGGCUUCAUAUUUCAUGUGAAUUAAUCAUCAUGGAGCGAACUGCAACCACAUUUUAUGCAGUUAUGGACAAUAGACGUAUUAAAAUACUUACAUGGAUAUGUAAAUACAUAUUUUUGGUUUGGUGGUGAAUGGAUCUGCUUUAGAUAUUAGUGCACGCACUAACUUUGUCUAACAGGGAGUACUAUACAUCUCCCCUACUAAACAGGAAGAAUACCAGUUAACCCCCCAGUAUGUAGAAGCAAAUCCAAACAACAGGUGAUGAUGGGGUGGUGGAGGGUGAGUGCAGUUGUGAGCAGCAGCAGUGAAGCAGGCAAAAGCAGCGCAGGCAAGCAGCAGCACUGAGAGGUCUGAUUGGUGGUUUAAAAAGGCGCUCCAUUGGUGAUGUGUGCCUGUGAUUGGAUGGGUAAGAGAAGAGUGUUGUGUGUAUGCAAUUGGAUGAUUGUGGAAACGCGUGAGUAUGAGGUUAAUGGAGCCGACCGAUUGGUCAGCUGCAAUUUUUGAGUUUCCUGACAGAACUUGCUUUGCGCAUUCUGUGCGCAACGCUCAUUCGUUUCUAACUCUGAUGUGUGUUCAAGAGAGAAACUGCGCAAAUGGUUCAGUACACAAUGUGUAAAACAGAUUCUUCUGGAUAGAGCUGCUGUAAGAGGAUGAGUUUAACUGGAAGCCCUGUCUCUAUGUGCUGUGAGUUAGAGCUGCAGUAAGAGGAUGAGUUUAACUGGAAGCUCUGUCUCCAUGUGCUGUGAGUUAGAGCUGCAGUAAGAGGAUGAGUUUAACUGGAAGCUCUGUCUCCAUGUUCUGUUCACAGGGUUCAGGUAGAAAGAGCAGGGUCACCUGUACCCAGCUGUGUGUCUAUGAAGAGUGAUCAUUCAAUGAGGAGGAUACUCAACUUCAGAGAAGAGUUUCCAGGUGAUUCAAGGGUUCAGGUAGAAAGAGCAGGGUCACCUGUACCCAGCUGUGUGUCUAUGAAGAAUGAUGAUUCAAUAUGGAGGAUACUCAACUUCAGAGAAGAGUUUCCAGGUGAUUCAAGGGUUCAGGUAGAAAGAGCAGGGUCACCUGUACCCAGCUGUGUGUCUAUGAAGAAUGAUGAUUCAAUAUGGAGGAUACUCAACUUCAGAGAAGAGUUUCCAGGUGAUUCAAGGAUCCAGCAGUCACUGGAGUACAGCUCUUUUGAAGAGAAGAGCUCGGAUAAAUUAUCUUCCGCAAAACAGUCUCUCCUGCGCACUCUGAUGAAGCUGAAGAAGGAUGAGAAGUUGAAACUGUUUCAGAGCCAUCUGAGUCAGGUUUGCCCAGAAUGCUGUCUUGAAGAGCCUACUUGGCUGGCUAAGAUUAUGAAGUUCAUUUAUGAAUUGUUCAUCAGACGUGAAGUUGAUGAUUACCCAGAAUGCAUUGAGAGAGAGCAGGAGGAUCCUGAGGCUGUGUGCAUAGUUGAGAAGAUGCUGGAGACCUGUGGCAGUGAGGGGUCUCUGAAGAUCACACUCCACAUCCUCAGGAAGAUGAAGCAGAUGGAUCUCGCUGAUUCACUGGAAAGAGAUGAGCACAAUGAGUCCAUAAAAAGAGCCCAGCAGGCACUGAAAACUCAUCUGAAGAAGAAGUUUGAAUGCAUAUUUGAAGGUUUAGCAAAGCAGAGCCAGCCAACCGUCCUCAAUGAGAUCUAUACAGAGCUCUACAUCACAGAGGGGGGAAGUGGGGAGGUCAGUGAUGAACACGAAGUCAGACAGAUUGAGACAGCAUUCAAGAGACAAACCACACAGGAGACUGCAAUCCUCUGCAAUGACAUCUUUAUGCCUUUACCUAGACAAGCGAAACCUGUCAGAACUGUGCUUACAAAGGGCAUCUCUGGCAUUGGGAAAACUGUCUCUGUGCAGAAGUUCAUUCUGGACUGGGCAGAAGGAAAAGCCAAUCAGGACGUUGAUUUCAUCUUCACUCUUCCUUUCCGAGAUCUGAAUCUGCAGGAGAAAAGAGAAUUCAGUCUGAUGCAGCUUCUGCAGCACUACUUUCCACAGCUGGAAGAGAUCAAAAGUGUUGAAGGUGAUGAAGUCAAAGUUGUAUUUAUCUUUGAUGGACUGGAUGAGUGUCGACUUCCUCUAAAUUUCCAAAGUAAUAAGUACUGCUCCGAUAUAACAGAGUCAUCAUCAGUGGAUGUGCUGCUGACAAACCUCAUUAAGGGGAAUCUGCUUCCCUCUGCUCUCCUCUGGAUCACCUCCCGACCAGCUGCAGCCAAUCAGAUCCCUCCUGAGUGCGUCCACCAGGUGACAGAGGUACGAGGGUUCAAUGACCCGCAGAAAGAGGAGUACUUCAGGAAGAAAAUCAGAGAUGAGAACCAGGCCAGCAGAAUUAUCUCACACAUGAAGUCAUCCAGGAGCCUCUACAUCAUGUGUCACAUACCAGUCUUCUGCUGGAUUUCUGCUACUGUUCUGGAGACAAUGUUGGCUGAAACAGAGAGUGGAGAUCUGCCCAAAACUCUGACUGAAAUGUACACACACUUUCUGCUCAUUCAGACUAAUGUGAAGAAUCAGAAAUAUCAUGGCACUGAUGAGACAGACACAAAGAAGAUGUCAGCAUCAGAUACAGAAAUCAUCCUGAAACUGGGACAGCUGGCUUUUCUACAGCUGGAAAAGGGCAAUCUGAUAUUCUAUGAAGAGGACCUGAAAGAGAGUGGCAUUGAUGUCAGUGAAGCUUCAGUGUACUCUGGGGUGUGCACAAAGAUCUUUAAAGAGGAGUGUGGGUUGCACCAGGAGAAGGUCUACUGCUUUGUGCAUCUGAGCAUUCAGGAGUAUCUGGCUGCCUUGUUUGUGUUUCAUUCAUGUGUAAAUGAGAACAGAAAUGUACUCAGAGCAGAAGAAUCAAAACCUCACAGUGACAGAGUGCAGCUGUCUGAGUUACACAGGAGUGCAGUGGAUCAGGCCUUAGAGAGUAAGAAUGGACACCUGGACUUUUUCCUCCGAUUCCUUCUUGGCCUCUCACUGGACUCCAUUCAGACUCUCUUAGGAGGACUACUGACACUGACAGAAAGCAGAUCUGAUGAAGGAAGACAAAAAAAAACUCCAUGUUUACCUUCUUUCAAAGACUACUGCCACAGACAGAAAGCAGAUCAGAGACCAUUGAGAAAACAGUCCAGUACAUUAAGGAGAGGAUCAGAAAGGAGUCUUCAGCAGAGAGGACCAUCAAUCUGUUCCACUGUCUCAAUGAACUGAAUAACAACUACCUAAUGCAGGAAAUCCAGAAUUCCCUGAGAU
Anguilla rostrata (American eel) is the source of this 3391-nucleotide messenger RNA. Its product is annotated as protein NLRC3-like. NCBI's taxonomy places the organism in Eukaryota, Metazoa, Chordata, Actinopteri, Anguilliformes, Anguillidae. Gene Ontology annotation, biological process: intracellular signal transduction. The coding region runs from base 1007 to 3349 and encodes 780 amino acids. The record is from RefSeq and is a predicted model, not a curated record. The transcript is spliced from 6 exons.